Molecule: messenger RNA, 2765 nt
Organism: Plasmodium coatneyi
Lineage: Eukaryota; Apicomplexa; Aconoidasida; Haemosporida; Plasmodiidae
Exons: 2
Coding region: 519-2765 (748 amino acids)
Source: RefSeq, a predicted model, not a curated record
GUACCCACGCGUGCCCGUAACAAGAACUCGUUAUGUAGCAUCGAAUGCGCAUGCACCGCCGACAAGUCAGUUUUAGAAAUGAAAAAUUAAGCUGAUCGGACGUUGCAACGUCGAGGAGAAAUAAUCCCUACAUGACGUUGAGCGUACCGUGUUGGGGAAAACUUAUUCAUGUGAAAAGGAAAAAGGGUGAAAAAAUUGAAGAAAUUAAUCUGUGUACAUUAACCCCCCUUAUGUCGUUAAGAAUGCAGCGGACUACACACAAAAUUUGUUCCCCAUUUAAGAGGUGCAUACGAUGAUUAAACACGUCAGCAUUUGCAACAUUGGACACAGAACGUAUGCAGACAUAUGUCGCUACAGAUUUAUGAGCGUUUUUCCCCCCUACCUCAUAUAAGGGAAAAUGUUUUAGCGCAUGCUUGUGCAGAAUGACGUGCUUUGAUCGGAAGGAGCUUUACUUUAUUGGCGAUACAACAUUUGGGGGUCACCCCUUCUGAGGAUUGUCGCCCCCCCCACGGGAGAACAUGUUUAAGGUGGCCCCGUACGUCCCAUACAUUUACAAAUGCUCAAAUGGAAGCAACUUCUUCAAAUUUUACAACCAAAUAAAGACAAAGGGGUACUCCGAUUUGCUUAAUUUUGCCAAGGGCCUGUAUCUCUUCUUGUGCAGGAAUUGCCACAAAAAUGAUGACCUGUUCAUACAUUUUUCGAAACAAUUGUUCAGAGACAUUCAUGGGGAAAUUUUCACACACAGGAACAAGAAAGACCUGUGCUUGCUAAUGCUGUUGUAUAUGAAAUGCAGAAAAAGGAGUAAAUCGUUUAUACUAGGGAAGGACAUAAUUAAACACAUAAGUUUUGCAAUCGAGGAAAAUUUAGACCACUUCGAUGAAGAUGAUCUCUCCACCGUUUUGACCUUCUUAAACUGCACAGCGAAUAACAAGUUGUACUCACCCCGGGGUAUGGUAAAAAAUGACGUAAGCGCCAGAAUUACCAGACAGAUUAUUCAGCGAAGCGAUAAUUAUUUGCACAAUUUCAGGCAGACAAAAAAUCUCUGCAUACUGUACAGUUAUUUGUGCAGAGAAAACAUAAGCGUCAAAUUACACAAUAACAUUUUGGGACGAAUUUUUAGCGAUGUAGAUCGCUGCGGGGACACUGAUUUGACCAACAUUGUAUUUAACUUUUACUACAUUAACAGCGUUUUUUUUAAAAAUUUUUUAAACAAAAUAGGGGAAGUAGGUCAUACUGAGAAUGGUUCGCUUUGUGCCAGCGAAAUAGAAAGUCUGAACGAUAGCAGAACUGAGACGUGCAGGAGUGAGAUCAAACCGUUGACGAAAAAAUGGGGUGAAGACUUAUCCCCUCAGGAGGAACAUUCCGGAGGUGGCACUUUCCACAGUGAUGAGGUUGCACAUCAUUCGAACCCCGUUCAUAAAUGUGCCAUGUUAGGACGUACGGUGGGACACACCCAUUUUUCGCGAGAAGAACCCACCCAUUAUGUAACGUACGGAAAUAUAUUCAACAUGUACAGCUGCAGCAUCUUCCUGCAUGGAUUCAUAAAUCAUUAUAACAGCCUUUUUUUAAAAAGGCGGAUAGGAAAAUUGCUAGACCGAUGCAACUUUAUAGACAACAUUUGGAAAAACUGCAGACUGAUGCAUGUUUUUUACUACACACUUGAGUAUUAUAUGAACACAGGGGUGAAUCGCCAAAUAAACGUAGACGACGUGGGGCGCAUCCUAAGGAAGGGAUACACUGAUGAGGACGGUGCUGUUAAAAUGAAGGAGGUAAAAUUGUACAGCAACAUAUUUUGCGAGGAUAACAUAAAACUGUUGAUUUAUGUAUACCAAGGUGGAGUGCGCUACUACGGACGUUACUUCGACGCGUGCAGGGCGUUUCUAGAUAAGUACAUACUAAAUUUGCUUCAAGAGGAGGUUUCCAAGGAUGAUUGCAUUGGAAGGAACACAACGAAAGGAACAACACGAAUAAAGGACGAUCAUAUUUACCUACUGUUGAGCGUUUUAAACCAAAUGAAUGUGCAAAAUGAGGCAACAUUCGAUCUACUAAUGAGAAAUUUUAAGCUAAAUGGGAAGAGUUACUCCCUUAAGACAAGUCUCCUGAUGCUGCAAUUUUGCCACUCCCACGGGGGGGAUGAUCCAUACAGGGAAAUUUAUACACACAUGGGGAGAACCCUCCAUUCGUUGAUCAGCUUCGAUAAUGCCAUCUUACCAAAUAACUUUGGAGUUUUAUUUUUUCCCCCCUUUUUGGUGAAGGAAGAAAUACGCAGAAUGUACCUCUCUCUGUUUAUAAAGAGCGUCAAAUGGUAUUUAAGAAGAAAGGAAAAAACACAAAUGUAUAGGUUAACUGAUGAGCUGCUAUACUUUGCCUUAAGUUACAACAUACUGUGGAGAGACACUAAUGCACAUACACAUGGGGAGAAUUUUUUAAAAUAUUUUAAAUUAAAAGAAUUAAAAAAGAUCUAUGAAUUUAUUCACGAAUUUGAAAAAAUAACGAAAAAAAAUUCCUUCAAAUUAAAGAAAACAGGGACAAAAAAAAAAAAAAAAAUUAACAGAUUUUAUUUUUACCUUGAAAAGGUACACACACAAAGGAUUUUGAAUUAUGUUGAGAUAUGCUAUCGGCAGAGUGGAAGUGCGUGCCUGAAUUUUUUGAAUUUUUUUUCCGUCUAUAAGGCGUGCUCCCACGUGUAUGUGGGCUACGGCGCGAAGUACCUUCCCCCAUCCGUGACCCCUCAGAUUGCGGUGUGCCACGGGCAGGGCGUGUAA